Brettanomyces bruxellensis is the source of this 1521-nucleotide messenger RNA. RefSeq lists its product as uncharacterized. The record is from RefSeq and is a predicted model, not a curated record. Gene Ontology annotation, biological process: membrane protein proteolysis. Gene Ontology annotation, molecular function: aspartic endopeptidase activity, intramembrane cleaving. The transcript has a single exon. Bases 1 to 1521 code for a protein of 506 amino acids. NCBI's taxonomy places the organism in Eukaryota, Fungi, Ascomycota, Pichiomycetes, Pichiales, Pichiaceae. Gene Ontology annotation, cellular component: membrane; cytoplasmic side of endoplasmic reticulum membrane; lumenal side of endoplasmic reticulum membrane.
AUGAAUUCAUCGUAUCUAACGAAUCUCUCGCCAAAAUUCAAUGCGAUUUUGAAUGGCAACUUUUCUGACAUCCCAAAUGCAAUCCAUAUUUGCAGACAAUAUGCACGUGCAUUGUCUAGGGAAGUGUCAUUUACAAUAUUUGAUCACGAAAUGCUACAUGAUGAACGUAAUGGGUGUAUAUUAUCCGAAUUAUUAAUUAUGACCACCGCAUUGACUAUAAUCAUCAUUGGUUCCUAUGCCACAAUUGAGAAACCAAUGAAUGCUCUCGAGCCGAAUCCUGCACAUCCAUUGUUUGAUCAAUCAGACAAAGACAAGACUUCAAAUAAACUGGAAAGUAUAGAUACGCCAAAUGCAAUUUUUAUGCCAUUCCUUUCAUGCAUUGGUUUGCUGUCUUUGUACUUCCUGUUGAAGAAGAUUGACGCCGCAACUCUCAGCAAUCUCAUUAACGCAUUCUUUUUGAUUAUCAGUAAUACAUCAUUUUCAUAUACUUUCAAAUUUUUAUACAAAGUGGCCUGUCGAAAAAUGGCACAUUGGACAGGAGUCAGCAGUUUAACAUUCAAUCCACGGUACUGUUUAUCCCUCUCCAAGGACACGAAAAUUCAUUCGAACGGUAUGGAAUCGGAGACGAUCUUGCCAGAAAGUACAGAAAGGGAGAGAGUCAUUAAAGAAGAUGCUUUGCUUCGUGUGAGAGACGAUAUCCAACCAAAGGAUCAGAUUUGGAAUCAGUAUUUCACCCGUGGUGAUUUGUAUUGCUCGUUUGUGGGCAUGACGUUAAAUGCGUCAUUUGCGCUUCUUGACUAUGGUAAAAUCUGGUUUUUAUCAAACACGGCAGCCUCUCUAACUAGUAUAUAUGGUAUUUUUCGCCUGAGAAUUACCAGCUUCCGCACGGCCACUCUCAUAUUAGUAAUGUUCUGCAUAUAUGACAUCUAUUUUGUAUUUGGCACGAGCGUGAUGGAAUCAGUUGCAUUGAACAUUAAUGUUCCCGCAAAACUUGUCUUCCCAAGAUAUGCCUCUAGAAAGACAGAUGUCAUUGCAACUUCAAUGUUGGGACUUGGGGAUAUAGUUUUGCCGGGUGUGGUCAUUGCACUCUGCUUAAGAUACGACUUGUAUAACUUUCAUGCUUCUCACAAAUUAACCGAGUUCCACCAUCUCCAGAAGUACAGCAAGCCAUAUUUCUUUGCUUCUCUGGUUUCAUACAUAAUUUCCAUCAUCAUGGCAAUGGCUGCAUCACAGAUAUAUCAGGCAGGCCAGCCUGCACUUUUAUACGUUUCGCCAAUGGUUCUUUUUGGAAUUUACACCACUGCCAUAUUAAAGCAUCAAGUGUCAGAUUUGUGGAAGUAUGAAGAGAAUAUGGAGAGAGACGAGGAUGGCAAUAAAGCCGUUGAUAUAGAUGUGCUAUGCUCGAAAGAAACAUUACAGCUAGUUGCAGAGUUAGAGAGCGAUCAAGAUUCAGAUGAAGAUCCUGAUUACAUUCCUGAUUCUGAGGGGAACGAGGCCGAAGAUUGGGAGAGCGAUGAAUAA